Messenger RNA from Xiphophorus maculatus (southern platyfish), 1302 nucleotides. It is a transcript of the gene mmachc, whose product is annotated as methylmalonic aciduria (cobalamin deficiency) cblC type, with homocystinuria. NCBI's taxonomy places the organism in Eukaryota, Metazoa, Chordata, Actinopteri, Cyprinodontiformes, Poeciliidae. Gene Ontology annotation, cellular component: cytoplasm. The record is from RefSeq and is a predicted model, not a curated record. Gene Ontology annotation, biological process: cobalamin metabolic process. Gene Ontology annotation, molecular function: cyanocobalamin reductase (cyanide-eliminating) (NADP+) activity; FAD binding; demethylase activity. The coding region runs from base 1 to 825 and encodes 274 amino acids. The transcript has 5 exons.
AUGCCUCGCGUUACCAACGCAACAAUGGCGGCUUCCUCUGCCAGUGUGGAGGGUGUGAUAGGACCACUAGGCAGCUGUUUGACUAAACUAGGGUUUGAAGUGUGCCCUCUAAAGGUAGGCUGGUAUAACUCAGUGUUGCCUCCUUCCUUUCACCUGCCUUACCCAGAUGAUGCCUUGGCCGUGGUGGUGCUCAGCACUCCUGCUAUGUUUGAACAAGCCUUCCUGCCCUUCUUGGAGCACAGCAGCAUUCAGAAGCCAUCCGACCCUGUGGACCAAUGUGUCCGGCAUUGUGUCUCCACUGCAGUCUCACAGUGUUUUCCAGAACUGAAGGUGGAUGUGAGGUACGACUACGAGCUGCUGCCAAGCAGGAAGCCAAAGUUCUUGGCGCAGACUGCCGCGCACGUGUCUGGAGCGGCGUUCUACUACCAGCAGUCUGACGUCACAGACCAGCCCUGGGGCGGAAGAAAGAUGUUUGGAGUUUGCAUUCAUCCGAGCUUCGGCGGCUGGUUUGCCAUCCGGGCCCUGCUGGUGUUUGAGGAUGUGGCGGUGGGCCCUGAGCUGGUGCAGCCCGAUCCUCCGGACUGCGUUGCUUCCAGAGAAGACAGAAUCAAGCUGCUGGAGGCCUUUAACCUCCACUGGCAGGACUGGAGCUACCGAGACAUCGUCCCUGUGGGACAGACCUACUCAGAGAGACAGAAGGAGUACUUCUCCACUCCCCCGGCUCAGCGCCUCGCCCUGCUCAGGAGUUGGGGUCUUUUGCCAAAAGAAGAGGCCCAACCUGAUCUCAGCCCAUGUGAGCAGAACCAGGCCAACGGACACGGCUGACACCUGGGCCUGCUGAGUCGAACCCUCUGCUGCUUUCAUUUGUUUUCAUUCAACCCCUGCUGAGUUUGAGUCUGGUGUUGCGUGUUUUUUUGGGGGGGUUUUAAGCUCUUACGUUUCCGCUAAAAGUCAUUUGAAGCUAGAGGAGGACAUUUUUGUGCGAAUGAUUGUAUUAUGAAUGUUUAUUAAUUAAAUGUGCUCAGGUAUUAGAAGACGUUGCGGCUGGUAUCACAAGUUACCUUAUGAUUAGUUUAUAUCACAUUACAGCAAGUUUAGAUGAAACAGUGAAGCUUUUUCCCUCUUGAUAUCAAUUCAACCAGAGACGGAAAAAAACCGAUGAGAGAAAUAUGUUUUAAUGUGAUUUGCUUGGGUCAGUUAAACAAUGUUGAGCAUGAAUGAACACUUUGGUACUUUUUUUUACUUAUAUUUGCCCAGAUUUCGCAACACUAAACAAUAUAAGAAUAAAUUUUUUUGACAAAA